AUGGCAUUCCGCGUGAUCUCUCCUAGAAUCCUCAAGAACCUUCGUUGCAACACCACGACGAAGCCCCUCAAGACAUUCCACCCUUCCAUCUCCACGGCCAUCGCGUCACCGUCCCCUGCGGCAGCGACGCUAAGCUUAGAGGACUCAGAGCAGCUGUUUGGGUCGGUGUCGACGAAACAGUUGCUCCGAUCCUCAGUUGUGCAACAUGCAAUGGCGGUGGAGUCCCUGGUGGACUUGGGAAUGUGGGUGAUGAAGUCGAGCGUGUUCGAGAGUGGAGUGAUGAAAGAUCUUGUGAUGACCACCAUGCGCCAGACGUUCUACUCCCACUUUUGCGCCGGCGAGGAUGCUGCCGCUGCUGGGAGGAGCAUACGGGCACUGAACGACACCGGGUUGCGUAGCAUGCUGGUUUAUGGGGUGGAAGAUGCUCACGAUAAUGAGGGGUGUGAUAAGAACCUUCAAUGGUUCCUUAACAAUGUUGAUGUUAGCAAAUCCUUUCCACCAUCCUCUGUUAGUUUUGUUAUUGUGAAAAUCACUGCAAUAUGCCCCAUGCCACUGCUAGAAAGAUUAAGUGACCUUCUAAGAUGGCAACAGAAACACCCUUCAUUCGUUUUGCCAUGGAAGCAAGAUUCCCUCCCGAUUUUUGCAGAAUCUAGCCCUCUGUACCACACACAGAAGAGGCCAAAGCCUCUAACCCCAGAAGAAGAGAGUGAUCUUCAACUUGCCAACCAACGACUCCUUAAACUUGGCCAAAAAUGUGAGGAAGCUAAUAUGCCUUUGUUAGUUGAUGCUGAACACACUACUGUUCAGCCUGCUAUUGAUUACUUCACAUACUCUUCUGCCAUCAUCCACAACAAGGAUAACAACCCCAUUGUGUUUGGAACCAUUCAAUCUUACUUGAAAGAUGCCAAGGAGAGGUUGUUGCUGACAAUAAAGGCAGCAGAGAAAAUGGGAGUUCCAAUGGGGUUCAAACUGGUGAGGGGUGCUUACAUGUCCACAGAGAGUAAAUUGGCUGAGUCUUUUGGAUAUGCAUCCCCAAUUCACGAUACCAUUCAAGACACACACAAUUGCUUCAAUGACUGCUCAUCAUUUCUGCUUGAGAAGGUUGCCAAUGGACCUGGUUCAGUUGUUCUUGCAACCCACAACAUUGAAUCUGGCAAAUUGGCUGUGGCAAAAGCACAUGAAUUAGGAGUCGAAAAGGUGAAGCACAAGCUAGAAUUUGCACAGCUAUAUGGAAUGUCAGAUGCACUUUCCUACGGUUUGAGCAAUGCAGGGUUUCAGGUUAGCAAGUAUAUGCCAUUUGGGCCUGUAGAAAUGGUUAUGCCAUACCUUCUCAGAAGGGCUGAAGAGAAUAGAGGAGUCUUGGCUGCUUCAGGUUUUGAUAGGGAACUGGUUAGAAAGGAGUUGGGAAGGAGACUAAAAGCCUCAGUGUUCUAA
Sphenostylis stenocarpa is the source of this 1434-nucleotide messenger RNA. The record is from the annotation of a GenBank genome assembly. Lineage: Eukaryota; Viridiplantae; Streptophyta; Magnoliopsida; Fabales; Fabaceae.